Messenger RNA from Nothobranchius furzeri (turquoise killifish), 3199 nucleotides. RefSeq names its product ETS variant transcription factor 1 (gene etv1). Gene Ontology annotation, biological process: cell differentiation; regulation of transcription by RNA polymerase II. Gene Ontology annotation, molecular function: DNA-binding transcription factor activity, RNA polymerase II-specific; sequence-specific DNA binding. Gene Ontology annotation, cellular component: nucleus. Lineage: Eukaryota; Metazoa; Chordata; Actinopteri; Cyprinodontiformes; Nothobranchiidae. The record is from RefSeq and is a predicted model, not a curated record.
AGAGAGAGAGAGAGAGAGAGAGAGAGAGAGAGAGAGAGAGAGAGAAGGCGUGCAGGUGCGGUGUGUAUUUUAAACUAACUAGCAUAAAAUUCCACUGGGGCUGAUGAAAAGUUUAGUUUUUACUAAUAACUUACAGAAGAGCGCGAGGUGCUGCGUGCGCGCGUGCACACCGCCUGCAUCUGGCUGUGAUUGACUGCCAGCAAACAAGAUCCAGCGAAAGGCAUUGACAACCAAUAAGGAAGCGGAGUGCGGCUUGUUUCCAUGGGAGGCCCCUGGAGGCGAUGCCAAGCCGCUAGGAAGCAACACCGAGCGGGAAGAAGCGCAGGCUGCAGCCGGGGCUCUGUGAGCGUCCUGCAGCAGCUCUGAGCGCACAGGGGAACCGGUUGGAAGACGUGAGAUUUGAACAGGAAACGGGACAGGGAGGAAACAUGGAUGGACAUCACGACCAGCGAGUGCCUUACUGCAACUCCAAAAACCUGCAAAUAAACACUGCAAGCUACAAGAGCCCAACAAGUGACAGAAAAAGAAAAUUCAUUAAGUCUGACCUGGCCUUGGACACUGAAGAGCUCUUCCAGGACCUCAGUCAGCUGCAGGAAACUUGGCUGGCAGAAGCUCAAGUUCCCGACAAUGACGAGCAGUUUGUCCCAGACUUCCAGACAGAAAACUUGGCGUUCCACGGACUGCAGCUGAAGAUCAAGAGGGAGCUGCACAGUCCGUGUUCAGAGCUGAGCUCCAACUGCAGCCAGGAGCGGCCCUUCAAACUCCAGUAUGGAGAGAAGUGUCCGUACAGCAUCAGUGCCUAUGAGCAGAAGCAGCCUGCAGGAAUGAAGCCCUCCAGCCCAGUGACUCCCCCCUGUAGUACCCCCGUGUCCCCCCUUCACCAUGGCUCCCCCACGGUCGCCCCGACACCCAAACCGGACCGGACGUAUGCCCACAUACCGCCGCCCUCGCAGCCCCUCCCCGACGACGCCUACUCUCUGGACCACAGAUUUCGACGUCAGCUCUCAGAGCCGUGCCACUCGUUUCCCUCCCCGCCGACGAUGGCUCGGGACAGCCGGCCCAUUUACCACCGGCAGAUGUCAGAGCCCAACAUCCCCUUUCCUCCUCAAGGCUUCAAGCAGGAGUAUCCUGACCCUCUCUUUGAACAUCCGGCCAUGAUGGGAGCGCCGCUUCCCCACGGAUUCCCCGUCGGCAUGAUGAUCAAGCAGGAGCCGAGGGACUUCACCUACGACUCAGCAGAAGUGCCUAGCUGCCAUUCCGUCUACUUACGACAAGAUGGCUAUCUGGCUCACGCUAACAGGACUGAAGGUUGUAUGUUUGACAAAGUGGCGAGGCAUUUCUACGAUGAUACCUGCGUGGUGCCUGAAAAGGUCGAAGGUGACAUCAAGCAGGAGGCUGGUUUGUACCGUGAAGGUCCGUCAUACCAGCGCAGAGGCUCGCUGCAGCUAUGGCAGUUCCUCGUGGCUCUGCUGGAUGACCCGUCCAAUUCCCAUUUUAUAGCCUGGACUGGCCGCGGCAUGGAGUUCAAACUCAUCGAGCCAGAAGAGGUGGCGCGUCGAUGGGGGAUACAGAAGAACCGGCCAGCGAUGAACUAUGACAAGCUGAGCAGGUCGCUGCGCUACUACUACGAGAAGGGAAUCAUGCAAAAGGUGGCGGGUGAGAGAUACGUUUACAAGUUUGUGUGCGACCCCGAGGCUUUGUUCUCCAUGGCAUUCCCCGACAAUCAGCGGCCGGUGCUGAAGACGGACGUGGAGCGUCAGAUUAAUGAGGAGGACACGGUGCCGCUGUCACACUUUGACGAAAACAUGGCCUAUGUACAGGAGGGGCCCUACUGCCAACCGCAUCCCUACAGCGAAGGCUAUGUUUAUUAACGGCAGCUCCACCAACACACACCCCCGAAUACCCGUCUCCACUCGAGCGUGAUGUCCAGCCUCCUUCAUACACCCGAGACUGUCAUGUCCUCUGAUUCACAGUCGCUCUGGGAUAAAGACUGAAAACACACAAACACGGUGGCACUUCCCUUCCUCGUAACUCAACAUAAACACACACACACACACAUAUUCUGUAUUCUGCUCUUGUCUUUCUGACGUCCAGAGAGUUGCACUUUACGGACAGGAACACGGUGGAAACCUACCAGGGUCAGAGUGGUUGGCGUUUUACUAUUCUUUAUGUUUCUACUGUGGAAAUCUGUUUUUUUUUUUUUUUUUGUUUUUUGUUUUUUCUUUUAUUAUUUGUCUCAUUUGGAGCAUGCGCCACCCCAAUGAGACAGGACUCAUUAGCUAAUUUAUGGCCAAUAAAAAGCCAAAUUCCUCAAACUUUGACCUCUUGCAAAAGAAAGCAUCUCAUCCACCCACCUGGAGCCAAUCCACAGAGGAAUCUUAGCUUUCCCAUCACACAGACAUCCAAUACUGAAAGCGUAAAAUCGCUUUCACGGUUAAGAUUACCAACGUGUCAUGUGACGUAGCCUCACCUCCACGCUGAGCAUCGGUUCAUCAGUGCUCUCCGACCCUCACACAAUCAAACUGUAGAUCUCAACCUGUUGGUGUUUUUCUCUUUAACAACACAGACUCCACCGGAUCGUUCUCUCAUCUGCUAAAAAAUGACCCGUGGGUCGGUAAAGAGGCAACUUUGAUUCACGAGGAUGCUCUGGGAUGUUCGGAGGAGACCCAGACUUUAUCCCAAAUCACACGUUUGAUCAGGAGCAUCGUGGAAGCUUCAGGUUGAAAAACACUCCGGCAGCAGAAAUUCAUUUGUGUUCAGUUUUUUAUACAACAAAUAAGAGGAAUGUUUAUUGUACAGCUGAAACGGAUCAAGUCAGGAAACCAUCUGCAUUCCUAAAACAGAAAACAAGAUGAAAACCAAUUGAUUUCACUAGCAUAAAUAAUAAAAGUCAAGAAAAACUACACGUCUAUAUUUUUUGUGAACUUUUUUCUGUUCAGUUCCUGGUGAACAUGAAGUGUAAAUUUUGUUUUGUUUUGUUUUUUUGUUUGCUUGUUUUUUACUGUCGCUUUUGCCAUUAAUAUGUUGGUUUUUGGUCAAACAAAAAGAGGAAUUAUUUAAAGUUUUAUAAUGUGGUGAGUUAAAAUAAAUUGUUAUGUACCAUGGCAUAAUCAGGUAAAUGCACAUUUUGUUGCUGCUUCAGUCUGUAAGUGUAUUUUCUUUUUGAGUCUGGGGAAAAAUCCAAAAAAAAAAAAUGAAA